AUGGAUCCGAUAUCGAGAUUCACUCCGGCGUUGUCGGCAGCUCAGAUGAUACCAGGAACAGGACCUAUUAUUCCGACUGGAAGAAGUUCGACUACUGUUACUCCACCAGCAGACACAAGUUCAGAUACUGCGACAGCUCCUAAAAAGAGAUCAGUGAUUUCCUUGGCUUGUAGUACUUGUCGUAAAAGAAAAACGAAAUGUGAUGGCAGGAAACCGGCUUGUAGCCAGUGUUUGAAUACAGGACGACCUAAUGAAUGUGUUUAUGAUGUCAACGCCGAUAGAAGGAGGUCGUGGCAUUCUCGUCAGAAUAAAGUGCUCAUGGAAAAGCUAUCAGCAGCUGAAGCCUUGAUAAAGAGGAUCAGAAAUGGUGGUAAGGACUGUGAAGACGCUAUUCGCGAGAUCCAGUCUGGAUCGGCUGCUGGUCUUACUAAUGGCAUUAGUAUUGAUGUUUCUGUGAAAACUGAAAGUAUAUCAGGAGCCGAUACUACAUAUGGCAAAGCAUCAAGUAUUGCAAAUACUAGCGAGUCUAAUGACGGUCCCGACAAUAAUUGGAAAGAAGACAACGACCUAACGCUAGAUGAGGAGGGACAGGUUCAUUUCUUUGGAGGAACAUCUAAUCUGCCAGAAAUCAAACAGUCUCUAACAGUUUCGGGACGAACGCAUUAUAAAAAGUCGGCUCUUCAGAGUUUAUUGAACGAAGAAGAGCCGAGGCAGUUUCAAGAUCAACGGCUCUUACAAUACAAAAAUGGACCAACUGAUAGCCAGAGUCAGGGAAUGUCUUUAUCGGCAACAUCACCUGUCAUGUCAACCUCACCUACUGCUCAGAGUGGCACUAAUUUAUCCAAUACCCCAUCAUCUACCUCGAGCGACAAUAACUACCAUUCAUUGCCACCUUUGUCUGGUCCUUUUUAUACUGCACACAAUGUAGAUAUUCCAACGCCGAUAGUACACCAUCUUUUGGACCUGUAUUUCUGCUGGCAGCAUUCCUAUUAUAAUAUUUUUAACGCCGAGCUCUUUUUGCGCGACUUACAAACUGGAGGGAAAUUCUACUCCAAGUUCCUUCUUAACGCGGUACUGGCUCAUGCUUCACAACUCAGCAAUGUGCAACUACUAAGAUCAGAUCCAUCAGAUCCCAGUACUGCUGGAUAUAUGUUUUUCAACGAAGCCAGGUCACAGAUUGAACAAGAGCUGCUCAAGCGGUCUGUCACCACGAUACAAGGGCUCUUAUUACUAGCCAGUCGCGAAGCAGGCAUAGGACGAGACACUGUAGGAUGGGUGUAUUCAGGUAUGGCAUUCCGAAUGGCAGUGGACUUGGGCCUGCAUCUGGAUUGCAAGAGUCUCUGUGAAUGUGGGUUCCUAACUCAUGACGAUUAUAUAGUACGGAACGCUACAUUCUGGGGCUGUUAUUUAUUUGACCAGGGAUGGAGUACGUACAUGGGUCGUCCCUCGGUUAUCCACUUGUCUGAUGUGACGGUCAGUCGGCCAGAAUUUAUAGUCAACGAGCAACCCACUGAAUGGCGACCAGUCUUCAACAGUCCCACAAACCUUCCGAUAGGUAGAAGAAUUGUUGGCUCGCCCGUACCGUUCUACCCUCAAAACACACUGACCAGUAUUUUACGGCUUUCUGAGGUGAUUGAAGAUAUACAAAAGAGUCUAUACUCGCCAAAACGCAGUCUCAAACGGGAUGGGUCAUUCAAGAUCGAAGAAAAAGUCAAGGAAAUAUUUCACAAACUUGCCAGCUGGGAAGAAAACCUUCCAAUUGAGAUGAAGCGGGGUCCAGGUUCUGAACAUCCAAGUGUAUUACUGGUAUACACAUUAUAUUACGCUACCAAAAUCUUCCUGUUCCGACCAUUUGUGCAAGUAAAAGAGUCUCAAUCUGCACCUGGCCCGAACCAUGGAGCAGCUCUUGAGCAGUGUCUCGACGCUGCUGCCAAUAUAGUAGCACGACUCAAACAGUUUAAAGCUCGAUACACACUACGACUGGCGACCAACAUGUCAGUAUACAUCAGCUUCACGGCGGCCACGAUAUCGCUGUCCAAACCGGGCGACGAUGCGCUGGCGAUACAGCUCAACGAGUGUCUCGAAUUCCUCAAAGAAAUCGGCGAAUCCUGGACCUCUGCCAAUACUGUAGGCGAGGGAAUCAAAGCCCGUCUCACAGCAACCUCACAACAGGCCGGCCACCAGACCGACGCCACGGACCAACUGCUGUUCCCCACCUUCGCCAUCGGCACGCCCAACUUCCUCGAGGCCGUCGACCUCCUCAACUACGACAACGUUCCCGAAUUCGAGUUCCUCAUGAGCAAUAAUGUAUAA
Messenger RNA from Sugiyamaella lignohabitans, 2313 nucleotides. It is a transcript of the gene CHA4, whose product is annotated as Cha4p. The transcript has a single exon. Gene Ontology annotation, molecular function: zinc ion binding; DNA binding; DNA-binding transcription factor activity, RNA polymerase II-specific. The record is from RefSeq and is a predicted model, not a curated record. Lineage: Eukaryota; Fungi; Ascomycota; Dipodascomycetes; Dipodascales; Trichomonascaceae. Bases 1 to 2313 code for a protein of 770 amino acids. Gene Ontology annotation, biological process: DNA-templated transcription; regulation of DNA-templated transcription.